AUACAUUUCUCGUCGUUGAUUGCGGUGGUGGAACAGUCGAUCUCACAAUGAGAACCCUACUACCGGGCAACAGAUUAAAAGAAGAAACAUUAAGAACUGGAGAUCUAUGUGGAAGCACAUAUAUAGAUCAAGAGUUCUUAAAAUUUAUGAGCCGCAUAUUAGGCUCUAGCGCCUUACAAAAGAUACGGACAUAUGCUUAUGGUGAUUUGCAAAAACUCGUUCAUGGGUUUUUUUGUAAGAAAGUAAAGACUGGCUUCACUGGAGAUCCCGAUAAUUAUAAUACCAUAGAAUUGGAUUUCGAGGGAGAGUGCCGCUCAUUGAUGAAAUAUAUCACCGGAAGAGAAAGAACUGAGUUAGAAAAAAAAUGA
Racocetra persica is the source of this 368-nucleotide messenger RNA. The record is from the annotation of a GenBank genome assembly. NCBI's taxonomy places the organism in Eukaryota, Fungi, Glomeromycota, Glomeromycetes, Diversisporales, Gigasporaceae.